AUGGGAAACUUUGUAAGUUUCUUCUUUUCAUUGAAAAUACCGAUAAAAUUUUUCCGUCUUUCGUUACUCACCGAAAGUGAACAUCUCUUAUAAAUUCCUUUCUUAAGAGGUUAAAAAACAUCUCUGACCUGUCUGCGCUCUCUUUUCCUUCAGAAAAAUGAAAAUAGUUCGUGAACACGAGACCUUCGCCGAGGGGAAAAUAAUCGUCGCAAGUUUGAGAUUCAGACGGAUGGGAUAUAAAUUUUCUGAUUAUCCUUUUUAACUCUGAAAUUCGCUAAUUUACAGUUUGGCCGCUCCACAACCGAAGAAGAUAAACACAAAGAAAGAUUGGCGGCAAUACAUCAAAGACAUGAGGAGGAAAAGAGACGAAAUCAAGAAAACCACGAACAGAAACUGAGAAAAAUCGAGGAAGACGGCCGAAUGGAUACGCUGAGAAGGAGGGAAGCUGAACGAAGAGAGAGAGAAAACUUCAACACUUUGAGACAGCUGAGAAGAUUGGAACGACAUCAAGAAGAACAGGCCCAAAACGCAGCUCACGAUGCAACAAUGGAAGCCCUAGAAGAACAGUUUCGAAGAAGAGUCGAGGAAUUGAAUGCUAACAGACCUUGA
This is a messenger RNA of Caenorhabditis auriculariae, 609 nucleotides long. NCBI's taxonomy places the organism in Eukaryota, Metazoa, Nematoda, Chromadorea, Rhabditida, Rhabditidae. The record is from the annotation of a GenBank genome assembly.